UUGAGAGGGUGACCUAAACAUAUAGGUAGUGAAGAAAGAGAGCAGAAUCAGAAUUGCUUUCGUUUCUUCUUCUCCCUCGGGCUCCUAGGUUAUCCUUCCGCGCCUUUUCUCCAACCAACUCCACCUCCGAAUCGUUUAAGAUGUCAGAUGUGGACGAGUAUCGCUGUUUUAUUGGUGGCCUUGCCUGGUCAACAUCUGAUAGAAAGUUAAAGGAUGCAUUUGAAAAGUUUGGCAAGCUUACGGAAGCAAAGGUUGUUGUUGACAAGUUCUCUGGACGCUCUCGGGGGUUUGGAUUUGUCACAUUUGAUGACAAGAAAGCAAUGGACGAGGCUAUUGAUGCUAUGAAUGGGAUGGAUUUAGAUGGGCGUACUAUUACUGUUGAUAAAGCUCAGCCACAAGGAUCAUCUAGGGAUAGGGAUGAUGGUGAUCGCUACAGAGAGCGUGGUCGUGAUCGUGAUGAUCGUGGCGAUCGUGAUCGUAGCCGAGGCUAUGGAGGUAGUCGUGGAUCUAAUGGAGGUGAAUGCUUUAAGUGUGGUAAGCCUGGUCAUUUUGCUAGGGAGUGUCCUAGUGAAGGGGAACGAGGAGGGGGAAGGUAUGGUGGCAGGGAAAGUCGAAGCAGUGGCGGUGGCUAUGGUCCUGAUAGAAAUGCAGAUCGUUCUUCUGGUGGGCGCAGCAGCAGGGAUGGUGGUAGUCAUGGAGAUUCUGGAAGUGAUCGAUACCAUCGUGAUCGUUCUGGACCGUAUGAACGAAGGGGAUCAUCAGGAGGCUAUCGUUGAUAUAAUUUGGACUUCUCUAUGAGCUUUGAAAUUGAAGGGGUUGCUGAUAAUGCUUCAACUUUCUUUUUCAUAAACAAUGUUCUGGGAUUGUUGUUUGGAUGGACCAAUGAUACCAGUGUUUUGAUAUGCAGUACUCAGCACAUUUUUAAAACUCUUUUAUGUUCCUAAGUGCGAUCUUUUGGUCUGUUGAAAUCUUAUGACUUACAGUCGAAUUUGAUGUUGUGCUCUAUGCUAUCAAUUAUUGCUGCCGGUUAUCUUGUGAA
Molecule: messenger RNA, 1039 nt
Organism: Lotus japonicus
Lineage: Eukaryota; Viridiplantae; Streptophyta; Magnoliopsida; Fabales; Fabaceae
Product: glycine-rich RNA-binding protein RZ1A
Exons: 4
Coding region: 141-776 (211 amino acids)
Molecular function (GO): RNA binding; zinc ion binding
Source: RefSeq, a predicted model, not a curated record